This is a messenger RNA of Thalassophryne amazonica, 2169 nucleotides long. Its product is annotated as probable histone deacetylase 1-B. The transcript has 14 exons. The record is from RefSeq and is a predicted model, not a curated record. NCBI's taxonomy places the organism in Eukaryota, Metazoa, Chordata, Actinopteri, Batrachoidiformes, Batrachoididae. Gene Ontology annotation, molecular function: histone deacetylase activity. The coding region runs from base 88 to 1542 and encodes 484 amino acids.
CCAAUGUCACGUUAAUUGGCUGUCAUACACUUCACUUCUGGCGGUGGAAAAGAAACAAAAAAAAAAACCUCCCAAAAUACCAGGAAAAUGGCGCUCACCUCUCAAGGAAUAAAGAAAAAAGUUUGCUACUAUUAUGACGGUGAUGUUGGCAAUUAUUACUAUGGUCAAGGUCACCCAAUGAAGCCCCACAGAAUCCGCAUGACGCACAACCUGCUGCUCAACUACGGCCUAUACAGGAAGAUGGAGAUCUACCGCCCACACAAAGCCAGCGGUGAGGAGAUGACAAAGUACCACAGUGAUGAUUACAUCAAAUUCUUACGUUCCAUCCGACCAGACAACAUGUCAGAGUACAGCAAACAAAUGCAGAGAUUUAAUGUGGGGGAGGAUUGUCCAGUUUUUGAUGGCUUAUUUGAAUUUUGCCAGCUUUCGGCAGGAGGCUCAAUUGCGGGUGCGGUGAAAUUGAAUAAACAGCAGACCGACAUCGCCAUCAACUGGGCUGGAGGGCUUCAUCACGCUAAGAAGUCUGAGGCUUCUGGCUUUUGUUAUGUCAAUGACAUCGUGCUGGCUAUUCUAGAACUACUGAAGUACCAUCAGAGAGUCGUGUACAUUGAUAUCGACAUCCACCAUGGUGACGGCGUGGAGGAGGCCUUCUACACCACAGAUCGUGUCAUGACCGUGUCUUUCCACAAAUAUGGAGAGUACUUCCCUGGCACAGGAGACCUGAGGGACAUCGGUGCUGGGAAGGGUAAAUACUACGCUGUGAAUUACCCACUGAGGGACGGCAUUGACGACGAGUCGUAUGAAGCCAUAUUCAAACCUAUCAUGGCCAAGGUGAUGGAGAUGUACCAGCCAAGCGCCGUGGUUCUGCAGUGUGGUGCCGACUCGUUGUCAGGAGACAGACUUGGCUGUUUCAACCUCACCAUUAAGGGCCACGCUAAGUGUGUGGAGUACAUCAAGAGCUUCAACCUGCCACUGCUCAUGCUGGGGGGAGGCGGCUACACCAUCCGUAAUGUUGCUCGCUGCUGGACAUACGAGACUGCAGUCGCCCUGGAUACCUCCAUCCCCAAUGAGCUGCCGUACAACGAUUACUUUGAGUACUUUGGGCCAGAUUUCAAGUUGCACAUCAGCCCGUCCAACAUGACCAACCAGAACAACAACGACUACCUGGAGAAGAUCAAACAGCGUUUGUUUGAGAACCUGCGAAUGCUGCCCCACGCCCCCGGGGUCCAGAUGCAGGCCAUCCCAGAGGACGCUAUACAGGAGGACAGCGCAGACGAGGAUGAGGACGACCCGAAUAAACGCAUCUCCAUCCGUGCUCACGACAAAAGGAUAGCAUGUGAGGAGGAGUUCUCAGACUCAGAGGACGAGGGGGAAGGAGGUCGCAGAAACGCGGCCAGCUACAAGAAAGCCAAACGAGCCAAAACCGAAGGAGAGAAAGAAGGAGACGAGAAGGAGAAGAAAGAUGUGAAAGAAGAAGAAAAGGUGCCAGAAGAGGAGAAAAUGGACACGUCAAAGCAAAAAGAAGAGUCCAAGACACCUUGAAGACUUUGAAGACAAAGCAAUGGACAACACCCCCCCCCCCCAAAUUUUUUUUUAUAUAUAUAUAAAAUGAAACUUAAUGAAGGACUGUUAAUGAACUCCCCUCUGUCAUAGUGGAACCUUUUCUACUCGUAAACAGUUACGUUAUGUUUUUGUUUGGGGGGGGGGGGGCAAAUCUUAUUUGCGUUUCAGACUGUUCAGUGUUUAAAAUCCUGUAAGUGCAGCUUUUUCUAUCUUAUGGUUUAAUUUAUUUCAUUGGUGGAACUCUGCUGCUGUUUUGGGUCUUCUUUGGCCUCGUGCCUUUGGGUCACAUUUGAACUAAAGAAUCUUGUCUCACUGAUCUCAACUGUUUGUGUUUUAAAAGCCUGAUUUCUUAUGACAUGUAGAACUCAAUGUGGAUCUACUUUAUCUGUUUAUGUGGGUUCGAUACCGAGUGUCCAAAUCGGGUUUCAGUUUGUUUACAAAGCAGCAUUUUGUUAACGGUCCGUGUUUUUUUUUUUUUUUUUUUUUUUUUGUGGUUUUUUUUUUUUGUUUUUUUUUUUGACCCGUCAGGAGCAGUUUUCCAAAUGCUGAGGUUUUACAGAUUUGUAGUAAAAUAAAAUGUGUACAUUCAAAGUAGCCACAUAAAAA